This is a messenger RNA of Symbiodinium sp. CCMP2592, 516 nucleotides long. The record is from the annotation of a GenBank genome assembly. NCBI's taxonomy places the organism in Eukaryota, Dinophyceae, Suessiales, Symbiodiniaceae.
AUGGCUACUCCAGGCCCCAGUUACUUGGAAGGACCCCCGCGUUUCGGACUCUUGGCUCACCACUCUGUUUACGCGCGUCCUCGCAGGACAUCUUCUGGCUCAAGUGCCGGCAGGUCCGAUACGGCAGGCCAGGUCGGGAUAGCAGGCACGAUGGUCACUUCAAAGAUCCCGGUGAGGUACCGAUGGCAGGCGCCACCCGCGUGCACGUCUGAGGAUUUGGGCUGCAAGCUCAUUGACAUGAGCGUGCGCGUGAACCUGGACAAGUUCAUGGCCAUCGACCAGCCGAGCCAGACGUUCAAGGCCCAGUUCUUCUACCAGGCGGAGACCACGGUGCCCAAAGAUGGUGGUACCCUGGAGGCUGAGCAGCUGCGGGAGUUUCUGAAAAAAUUGGGGGCGAGUGGAGAUGCGGGGCCGACAGGAUCGUUGUGGAGAACAUGGUGGAUCCCGUGGAGGGCCCUCCCUUCAAGCCCUGGCUCUCCGAAAGAGAGGAAAACGGCCAGAUCACCUUCACCUUGA